Oryctolagus cuniculus (rabbit) is the source of this 978-nucleotide messenger RNA. Lineage: Eukaryota; Metazoa; Chordata; Mammalia; Lagomorpha; Leporidae. The record is from RefSeq and is a predicted model, not a curated record.
CAGCAGGUAGAAGCCGGUGUGCACGCAGGCAAGGGGAGCAGGGAGGGCUGGCUGGGGGAGGGGCAGGCCCUCUGGUUAGCCCGGUCCCAGCCCUUCAGGUUCAGGACACACUCCCCAAAGGCAUCCCGUGAUGAGAAAUGACUCAGGCCUGUGCAGACCAAGCGGACACCUGCUGACUGGGUGGCGGGGCAGGGGGGACCGGGCGGGAAGGUCAGCUGUUCUAGAAAAGCCUAGGGUGUGGGGUGGGGGAGGGGCUCUUCAAAUGGCUUGAGCAGGGAGUGGUUUCUUGUGGCAGGGAGGGGUGUCCUGGCUUGGGUCUGGCUGUGGCUUUGAUGUGAACUCUCGAUGUGACCUUGAAAAAGACUUGACCUAGUCUGGGACGAUGCCCUUGAGGGGGAAGAGGGCUCCGCAGCCCCCACGGCCUGGCCCUGGCCUCUGGUCCUCCUGACCUGUCAGGCCCUUCAGGACUGGGCACUGACCCCUGCCGGGCGGCUCUCUCUUAGUCCUAAGAUGGGCUGCUGGGGACACAGCACAGCCCAGGAGGUGCCCACUGGAGCGGAAGAGCUGGCCAAGGGCGAGCGUGCACCUCGCAGGGUUGGGGGCAGGCCUGCGACCCCUACUGGCUGUGGAAGCCCCAAAGGGGAAGAGGACCCAUUCCACUAUGACUACGAGACUGUCCGCCAGGGAGGCCUGAUCUUCGCUGGCCUGGCCUUCGUCAUAGGGCUCAUCAUCCUCCUCAGCAAAAGAUUCCGCUGUGGGGGGCAUAAGAAACGCAGGCAACUCGGUGAAGACGAGCUGUGACAGCAGCUCCCAGUCCCUCUCCUGCCUCCCUCUUUUCAGACUCAGCUGAGGACCCCCAUCUAGGCCGGACCGCUGACCCACCUCCUGUCUGCCAGGCUCAGCCUGAUCAAUCGUGGUGGGCUUUGCCUCCUGCCCGCACCACCUCCUGCCGGUAAUAAAGCUGGCUUCAGAAAUGGC